UGCAACGCGCGUGCGCAUUAGGAAACCGGAAGCUGCGUGUCCCUAGGUUACCGUCAACAAAAUGGCAUUUCCACCGUCGUUUUGGGGCAACACUGCGUUUCAUGAAGUCACACAACUAUCUGAUAUUCGCAGAUAUUCGCGCUCAUGUAAAUGAGCACUUCUAGCGCUCCGUGGUUGUCUGUUGCUGCUAGCAUGCUAAAUCGUAGCCAGGAAUGACGAAACAAGCAUUCGCCAUGCUUGCUUACUCGCAAAGUCCCAAAACAACAAAAAGAACAACGUUCCAGGAGGAACUUGAAGCUGCUCUCGCUGUCAGAGCUGGAAAAACCACUUCCGAACAUUUGGAUGACGAUGGCUUCGAUUUUUUGGACAACCUCCUUAAAUCAAGGAAAAACAGGUCUGAUGCUUUCAAAGCCAGCAGGACUAAAACCAAAAUCAAUGACUUUGACUUCUCUGACGAUGAUGAUGACAAACAAGGAACAAAAAAGAGGACUUCCUUCUUGAAAUCGCCUAAAAGAAUUUCCGUGGAAGGAGAUGCGAUUGCGCCGCAGCGUGAACACGAGGCUGCGAACAGUUUUCAGUUAUCCAGUGAAGACGAUAAAAACGAUGGCGUCAAAUUGACAAGCCGUCGGCCCGCCGACGACAACUCCGCGACAUCGCCGCUGUACCGGUCAGAUGAGGCUCCUCCGGACUUGCCGUUACCUCCAGCGCCGGUCGAGCCCGAAAGGAGAGUAGACGCGAGUGGACAGACGGUUUGUGAGGAAAGCUUCCAGACUUCAUCGGAUGCUGAUCUUAAAUGCGUGACGACCUCUGGUAUCGAGAAGGAGACGCCCAAACCCAAACCCAGACAAAGGACUGCGGGACUGAAGCUCCGUGUGACAGAGAAAAGCCAAGCUUCUCCAUCAGCUCCCCUCGCCACCGAUACUCGCAACAUCACUGAUGGGUCACCUCUCGAAAGGAUCGCGACAAGGCGCUGCAGUCCCCACUUGACAGAUGGACGCUGUGGUGAUUCUUGCGCUUCAAAUGGCUUGACUUUAGGUGACACCAAAGAACAACAGAGAGCAUACUCCACAUCAUUGGAAGAUUCGAAUGUAAUAUGUGAUUUUGUGCCUUUGCGAGAGUCAGAACAACACUCUGUUGCUCAAGUCUCACAUGUCCAAAACAAAUGUGAUGUCAGGGCAUCCAGUUCUCAGUCUAAGAGACCCAACACUGUGUGCACCAAGAAGGUGGAAUCAAAGUAUCUGGGAACUCUCAAAAUUCUGGAUUGUAAAGUUUCCCAAGAUUGUCAACCGGCAUCUGCCGAUUCCCUCAGGGCCACUGUUUACCAGGAAUGGCUCAAAAAGAAAAUGGAAAAGUCCUCAGAGAACGUGAACAAACAGAAGAUUGCGGAAGACCAAAAGAAAAAGAUAGAAGAAGAGAAAAAGAAAGUUGCUGCUGCUUCAUAUGAAGCUUGGAAAGAAAAGAAAGAUGAGAUGGUCAAAGCAAAAACAAAGGAAGAGAAACAUAGGAUGAGGGAAGAGCAAACGGCGGUGGAAAAGGGCGAGGAAAAAAGGAAAGCAGCUGAACAGAUGUUUUAUCAAUGGAAGCGUGAACAUGAUCACUUACUCAGAGAAAAGUCUCGACAGCAGAGAGAGACGGAGAGGAAACUUGCGCUGAAGAAACGAGAGGAGGAGGAAGAAAGAAGGCGAGACAGCAAAUCAGCGUUUUCGAAUUGGUGUGAAAAGAAAUCAGAUGCCCUGUACAAAAAAGUCUCGACAGAACGGCAGGAGAGCGAGAAUAAAGCAGAGGAGUAUCGAUAUAUUCAAGAGGAGAAAGAUAAACUGGCGUUCGAGAUGUUUGAACAGUGGCUGGAAAAGAAGGAUCUACAACAAAAGCGACAGAGAGAAGAUAGGCGGAUACAAGUGAUACUGCGAGACAGUCCGCCCCCACCGUGGAGCCCUCCGAAUAAAACCGUUCCAUUUCGAAAAUAACAUUUGAAAUGUGGGAUGUCUGCGAAAGCUGACUUUUGUGCAACGGGCUUAGGAUCAAUGCGUUGCGACCGGUUGGUGAGCAGUCAAGCGUGUUGCAUUUGUAUUCAUGUGUCGGGCUGUUUUGAACGUUUACAUUUAUCAGGAAGGAAAUUGUUGCUUGAUUUUAGAGUUAGCAGUUUUGUAAUUGCAUUGUUGUUUAUUGUCCUUACCAAAGUCCAAGAAGUAUAUCCCAAAAUGAAAAUGUCUCAGCUUAGGACAGUCGGGUAUUGAGAUGACAAACAUUGUUUUUGUUUUUCUACUCCCUCAGAAUGAACUUUGCGCCGUGAAUGCUAAAUGCUGAGCUGCCCACUCUCGUCCGUGUGAUGCCGCAUGUUUACGCUGAGAUGCUAUUAAACUGUUUUACACGUCA
Messenger RNA from Phyllopteryx taeniolatus (common seadragon), 2376 nucleotides. RefSeq names its product microtubule-associated protein 9 (gene map9). The coding region runs from base 213 to 1967 and encodes 584 amino acids. The transcript is spliced from 13 exons. Lineage: Eukaryota; Metazoa; Chordata; Actinopteri; Syngnathiformes; Syngnathidae. Gene Ontology annotation, cellular component: astral microtubule. The record is from RefSeq and is a predicted model, not a curated record. Gene Ontology annotation, biological process: mitotic spindle assembly; regulation of mitotic cytokinesis; mitotic cytokinesis. Gene Ontology annotation, molecular function: microtubule binding.